GUUACUAGGAUUCCAUCACUACGUGACUGCUGGUCAGCAAACCUGGGAAACCCGCAGAUCAUUGGAACUAUGCCGCGUAACCGCUUCCAAGACAUCAUGCAACACCUACGCUUUGAUGACAGGUCCACCCGCAGUGAUCGAGCAAAGACUGAUAAGUUCGCUGCAAUUUCCAGUGUGUGGGGAUCAUUUGUCACCAACUGCAUCACGUGCUACAACCCUGGUCUACAUAUCACCGUUGAUGAACAGCUCUUCCCAUCAAAGACUCGGUGCUGUUUCCUGCAGUAUAUUGCAAGUAAACCUGACAAGUUUGGGAUCAAGUUUUGGGUGGCCUGCGACCUAAAAUCCAAGUACAUUUGCAAUGUCCUCCCAUAUCUUGGCAAGGACCCCAAUCGUCCCAGUGGGGAGAGACUGUCUGAAAAUGUAGUGAUGAGGCUGAUGGAACCAUUCCUAGACAAGGGCAGAAAUGUUACCACGGACAAUUUCUUCACAUCGCUUUCACUUGCACAAAAACUUCUUAGACGGAAAACCACCAUCCUCGGCACAGUCAACAAGAUUCGCCGGGAAAUUCCUCAAUCCGCUAGAUACAAAGAUCGCAAUGAAUUCACCACUCAGGUGUUUUCAACCUCUGCUGCCACGCUGACGGCGUAUGCGGCCAAACGGAAGAAGACAGUCUAUAUUCUUAGCAGCAUGCACAGCGUGGUUCAGACUGAUAACACCACCAAAAGGAAGCCAAACACUGUCACCCUUUACAACACCACAAAGUGUGGCGUGGAUGUGAUGGACCAGAUGGUGCGGGAGUACAUGGUCCGCAGAGGAACACGGCGCUGGCCAGUUGCCGUGUUCUAUAACAUGAUUGACAUGGCAGCACUGAAUGCACAUGUGCUGUAUCAAGCAUGCACCGGGACGCAGGAAAGACUUCCUGGUGGAGCUUGCAAGAGAGUUGGCUAA
Messenger RNA from Oreochromis niloticus (Nile tilapia), 948 nucleotides. RefSeq lists its product as uncharacterized. The coding region runs from base 70 to 948 and encodes 292 amino acids. Lineage: Eukaryota; Metazoa; Chordata; Actinopteri; Cichliformes; Cichlidae. The record is from RefSeq and is a predicted model, not a curated record. The transcript has 2 exons.